Messenger RNA from Dictyostelium purpureum, 2559 nucleotides. RefSeq lists its product as uncharacterized. Gene Ontology annotation, molecular function: ATP binding; microfilament motor activity; actin filament binding. Gene Ontology annotation, cellular component: myosin complex; actin cytoskeleton; microvillus. Gene Ontology annotation, biological process: vesicle transport along actin filament; actin filament organization; endocytosis. The record is from RefSeq and is a predicted model, not a curated record. Bases 1 to 2559 code for a protein of 852 amino acids. Lineage: Eukaryota; Evosea; Eumycetozoa; Dictyosteliales; Dictyosteliaceae. The transcript has 3 exons.
AUGUUUCGUUUAUUUUCAUCAGGUGUUGAUGAUUUAGUAUUAGUAUCAUCCCCAACAAAUGGGGAAAUUACAAAUCAAAUCGGUGCUAGAUUUGAUAGAGAAUUAAUUUACACCAAUAUUGGUGAAGUAUUAAUUGCUGUUAAUCCAUAUAAACAAUUACCAAUUACAGGUCCAGAAUUUAUUAAGAUGUAUCAAAAUUCACCAGGUGGCAAUGAAGCACCACCACAUAUUUUUGCAUUAGCAGAAAGAGCUUAUAGAAGAAUGGUUGAUGAAAAUGAAUCUCAAUGUGUAAUUAUUUCAGGAGAAUCAGGUGCAGGUAAAACUGUUUCAGCUAAAUUAAUUUUACAAUAUGUUACAGCUGUAUCACCAAAUAAUAGUUAUGGCAAUUCAAUGGGAGGUGGUGGCAGUAAUAACGUACCACAAUACGAUGGUGGUAGUGAUGACUAUGGUGCACCAAGUGGAAGAGGAAGAGCUUUACCAAUGCCUGGGGGCAGGGGUAUGCCACCACCAGCAAGAGGAGGGGGUGUUCCAAAUAGAGGUGGUGUUGCAAGUAGAGGUGCUCCACCACCACCAAUGGGAGGUGGAAGAGGUAGAGGCCCACCACCACCAGUAUCAAAUGUUAGAGCAGGUGCCCCACCACCACCAAUGUCAGGUGGCCAAGCUCCACCAGCAAGAGGCCCAGCCCCACCACCAUCAAGAGGUGGACCAGCUGCUCGUGGUCGUGGAGGUGCCCCACCACCUCGUGCCGCUCCACCACAAUCAAGAGGCGGUCGUAAUGUCGAUGUAGAACAUAUCAAAAAAGUUAUUUUAGACAGUAAUCCAUUAAUGGAGGCUAUUGGUAAUGCUAAAACUGUUAGAAACGAUAACAGUUCACGUUUCGGUAAAUAUUUAGAAAUUCAAUUUGACGAUAAUAAUGCUCCAGUUGGUGGUCAAAUUUCAACUUUUCUUUUAGAAAAAACUAGAGUAACCUUCCAACAAAAACACGAAAGAAAUUUCCAUAUCUUUUAUCAAAUGUUAGCUGGUUUAGACCAAUCAACAAAGUCAGAAUGGGGUCUUACCCAAGCUACAGAUUUCUAUUAUUUGGCUCAAAGUAAAUGUACUUCAAUUGCUGAUGUAGAUGAUGCCGCUGAUUAUAUCGAAGUUAAAAAUGCUAUGACCACAAUUGCAAUUACAAGCGAAGAACAAACAGAAAUCUUUAGAAUUUUAGCAGCUAUCCUUCAUGUCGGUAAUAUUCGUUUCCAAGGUGAAGCACCAGCUACUGUUAUUGAUGAAACACCAUUACAAUGGGCAGCAUCAUUAUUAGGAUGUGAUCCACAAUUCCUUGGCCAAUCAUUGAAUCAUCGUCAAAUUCAAUCAGGUAGUGUUCGUCAUACUCAAUAUGCUGUUCCACAAAAUCCAGAUCAAUCCGCUUCGCUUAGAGAUGCUUUAGCUAAAACACUUUAUGAACGUAUUUUCGAUUUUAUUGUAACUCGUAUCAACUCUGCAAUGCAAUAUCAUGGUAGCGCUAAAGUAAUUGGUGUUUUAGAUAUUUAUGGUUUCGAGGUCUUUGAAAGAAAUAGUUUCGAACAAUUUUGUAUCAAUUAUGUCAAUGAAAGACUUCAACAAAUCUUUAUUGAUUUAACUGUACGUGGUGAACAACGUGAAUAUCACGAAGAAGGCAUGAAAUGGAAGGAUAUUAGCUUUUUCGAUAAUAAGAUUGUAGUAGAUUUAAUCGAUGGAAAUAAACCACCAGGUGUUAUGCGUGUUUUAGAUGAUGUUUGUAAAACUGUUCAUGCUGUAGAUUCUGCAACUGCUGAUACUAAAUUUAUGGAAAAGUUAAUUCAUGCAAUUCAAAGUCAUCCACAUCUUUUAAUCUCAAAUACUGGCUCAAGUGCUAAUGAAUUUACCAUUAAGCAUUAUGCUGGUGAUGUCACUUAUAGUGUCGAGGAAUUUUGCUUUAAGAAUAAUGAUAAUCUUUAUGCUUCAAUUGUAUGUUGCCUUCAAAGUUCAACCUAUCCAUUCAUUGCUUCACUUUUCCCAGAGAACAUGUCAGAUAAUAAAACUGCUCCAACCACUGCCUCUUAUAAAAUUAGACAAUCUGCAAAUUAUUUAGUUCAAAGAUUAUCAGCUUGUACUCCACAUUAUAUUCGUUGUAUUAAACCAAAUGAUUCUAAAUCUCCACUCUCAUUUACUUCAUCAAGAGUAGAACAUCAAGUAAAAUAUUUAGGUUUAUUAGAAAAUAUUAAGGUUAAAAGAUCUGGUUACGCAUACAGACAAUUAAAAGAUGUAUUCCUUAAUAGAUUUGGUAGAAUUUUUGAUGUUGCACCAAGAAAUUGCCAAGAGUUUGUUGAGCAAAUUACUCGUGCAGGUAAAGAUAUUAGCGCUGAAGAGUUUGAAGAGGGUAAAACUAAAAUAUUUGUUAAAACACCAGAAACUAUUUUCCUUAUGGAGGAUUUAUUAAUGCAAAAAAUUGAUCCAAUUGGUUAUAAAGAAAGAGUUCAUGCAUACAAAGAAAAUGAAAAAUUAGCCCAAGCCAAAGCUGGUAAACACAGUUUAAAACCCAAAUGUAUUAUUCAAUAG